This is a messenger RNA of Salvelinus sp. IW2-2015, 1344 nucleotides long. The record is from RefSeq and is a predicted model, not a curated record. NCBI's taxonomy places the organism in Eukaryota, Metazoa, Chordata, Actinopteri, Salmoniformes, Salmonidae.
AUGAGGAGAGGCUCUCUUAUCGUACACGUAGUCAACUGGGUUAGAUUGAAACAGGCUCACGGCCGGGCCCGGUAUCGUGAAGGAGGAAGCAUUCAGUACACAGAGCUGAAGACAGACAAAGGGAUUCUAGUCGUGAGUCAGAGAAUAGACCGAGAACAGAUUUGUGGUGAUAUCACACCGUGUAGCUUCAGCUUCGAAAUCAUACUGGAAACGCCAAUGGAGCUACAUCGUGUUACUGUGGAAAUUUUGGAUGUAAAUGAUCAUGCCCCUAUUUUUCCGAAUAAUCACAUCAAAUUUGAAAUCAGUGAAUCCGCCACUCUAGGAUCUCGUUUUGUAUUGGAGAGUGCUGAGGAUCAUGAUGUAGGAGUUAACGGUCUACAGAAUUAUGUUUUAACCCCGAAUGACAAUUUUAUUCUGAAACAGCAUGCGAAUACUGAUGGUAGAAGGUUUGCCGAAAUGAUUUUACAGAAACCGUUAGAUAGAGAAGAGCAUCCUCGUCUCUCUUUAAAGCUAAUCGCUGUAGACGGUGGAAAUCCGCAGAGAUCUGGCACAGUAAAYAUAGASAUCRCUGUCYUAGAUGYYAAUGACAAUGCGCCUGUGUUUAACCAGUCRGUGUACAKGGCUACUGUAAUGGAAAACGCACAGAAAGGGACCUAUAUCACAACCUUAAAUGCCAGCGAYGCAGACAGUGGAUCGAAUGGGUUAGUUACUUAUUCGUUUUCUAAUUUAAAGGGGAACUUAGCAGAUAUAUUUCAAAUUGACAGGACAACUGGCAAAAUAUCUGUAGCUGGACAAAUAGAUUUUGAAAAAGACAAGAAAUAUGAAAUUAGAGUUGAGGCUAAAGACCAAGGAGGUUURACAGACCUCGGUAAAGUUGUCAUAGAAAUAGUUGACAUAAAUGACAACGCACCUGUUAUAAACGUCAUGUCUUUCUCCAGCCCUGUGUCUGAAGAUUCUCCUCUGGGAACAACCAUUGCGAUAAUCAAUGUUAAAGACGUCGAUUCUGAGAGGAAUGGUCAGGUUACAUGCUCUAUAGAUACGAACCUCCCAUUUAAGAUCAAAUUAUCUAUGACAAAUUAUUACAAUUUGAUCACUGAUUUAACUUUUGACCGAGAAACGACACCAGRAUACAACAUAACCAUAACAGCGACAGAUUCUGGUUCGCCUCCACUCUCUAGCACCAGGACAUUACACCUUAGAAUAUCUGACGUAAAUGACAACGCCCCAUUGUUUCACCAGCGCGUAUACUCUGCUUACGUCACAGAGAAUAACUCUCCUGGAAUGUCCAUAUUUACUGUCAGCGCGCGGGACUCGGACUGGAAUCAAAACGCUAGAAUCUCGUAA